CCAUCUUUGUUGUGUAAUAAAAUAUUUAAAAAAGGGCACCAACCCAUUUAGAAAAAAAUCGUCACAUUCAUAAAUAAAAAGAAGUAAUAAAAAAGCUUCAUCUCCUCUCUUUCAGUUUCGACAUUCCUCAGAAUCUCUCUUCCCUUUUUGUCUCCAACCCAACCAAAGAGAAAAACCUUAAUAACACCUUUCUUCUUCUUCAAACAGAGAACACAACAGAGACGUUCCCACUAGCUCUCUUGUCUUAAUCUCCUCCUCUGUUUCAAUUUCCAAAUUUUGUUCCGAUCAAAGAAGGAUGGAAACUGGUGGAGCAGUUACGGGUCAAGAAACCGGAUCCGGGUUUCAGAACACCGUUAACCCGGAUGGGUUUGUAACAAUCGAUGUGGAGAGUUUCUCUCAUGUCAUGCACAAAGACUUCUCUUCUUCUAGUCCUAGAAUUACUUUGCAGAGAAAUGUAUCGAGGAAAGGGUCUCCAAGAAGCAACAACAACAACAACGAGAGGAAACUCCAAUGUGACGCAAAUGGUAAUGACAAGGAGCUCUCAUUACCUCAGUCCCCACUUAGAGGUUCAAGCACGCCGGAAAAGCCGAACACCGUGGGGUCCACAGAUCAUGCAGGCACGGCCACGACCGCAGCCACUUCUGCUGUUUCAGUCUCGCCGCUUCAUCAAAUUACCAUAACUACGGCUGCAGCGGCCGCCGGAAAUAUGAUCACCGACCAAAAUAGGGAAAGAAGGUUCGGUUUCUCGAGGAAGUCGUCGAGUUUUAAACGCUCUAACACUUCUUGGAUGCUUGAUCCGAAGAAAAUCGUCCUCUUCUUUGCAACUUUGUCAAGCAUGGGAUCAAUCUUGUUAAUCAUAUUCACACUCUCGAUCAGCAAGUCUAAUUCCGGAGAUAUGUCUCUAGACUAAAUAGUAAAUAUACGCAUGAUAUAUAUGCAUAUAUUAUCGACCGACCUAAGUUUGUGGCUAUAGAACAUGCCACAAUCUCACCGACCUACAUUUGAGGAGAUGUAUCAGACAGAACACAGAACAUUACAAAAAACAAAAAAAAAUGAAGAGGGUAAGGUUGUGUUGAUAAUAGUUUUUAGUAUUUUGUAUGAUUUUUUUAAGAUAUGACCAAAAAAAAACAAUAAGAGAGAGAAAGUGGGGGAAGUGGCGCGCGCACGAGAUCAUAUGGGAGAGAGAGAUUGGUAAAGAAAAGCUUAAGACAAGAGUUUGUGACUAUUGUGACAAAGACACAGAAUCGUUUCUUCUCUUAUAUUUUUUUAUCUAUUUUGUGUUUUGAUUUCUUUGUGUAUAUAUCAUUUGUCGUGAGUGAUUUUAGUUUUUGGUCAACUUUUUUCCCAAAUAUAUAGAGAAUUAAAAGAUUUUGAGUCUU
Molecule: messenger RNA, 1379 nt
Organism: Capsella rubella
Lineage: Eukaryota; Viridiplantae; Streptophyta; Magnoliopsida; Brassicales; Brassicaceae
Exons: 5
Coding region: 296-910 (204 amino acids)
Source: RefSeq, a predicted model, not a curated record